This is a messenger RNA of Rotaria sp. Silwood2, 867 nucleotides long. The record is from the annotation of a GenBank genome assembly. NCBI's taxonomy places the organism in Eukaryota, Metazoa, Rotifera, Eurotatoria, Philodinida, Philodinidae.
AUGAAAGAUGUUUCAACGUCCGAUACAUCUUCCUGCGAUCUACUGCUCCUUGAUAUCUGCCCACUUGGUCUGGGUAUCGAAGAUAUUCACGGUAAUAUGCAUACACUCAUUCGUCGUAAUACAGCUAUUCCAACGCGAACUGAACUUUAUCCAAUAUUCACAAAUGCUUAUGCCUAUCAGACAACAGCUACCAUUCGCAUAUUUGAAGGUGAACAUAAUCUCACAAAAUACAAUAUAUUAUUGGGCGAGUUUAGUCUUUCUGGUCUAACAAGUAACUUCGCUCCUCAGACACUCGAAAUAGCUAUUCGUAUGGACAUCGAUGCUAAUGGGAUACUUCGUGUCGAUGCUGAAGAAGCGCGUUCGGGCGUGAGAGCUUCAUUUACUCUUGGGUCCGAUCAGCAAAGAUUGAGCAAAGAUGAUAUUGAGCGACAUAUUACCUAUGUAGAAAGUGAUACAAAUUUUGCAGCUAAAUCUGUUUAUGAUCGAAAAUCCAAUGAUCCAUUAUACUUACUCGAUGGUCAAAUUACACCUGUUACACGUAACUUUUCAGCUGAAUUUGUUACCUCAUUCGGUCAAACAACUGGUGCUCCCCUUCUCAUUAAACUGAAAAAUGUUCGAUCUUCAAGAACAAUGAUUGAAGAGCUCAUCAAACUUCAAUCCGAGGACGGUUCAUUUACGUUGAAUAAAGAUUUAGCUGAUAUACUUCAUGUCAAUGCUGAUAUUUUCAAUGGUCUAGAACAAUAUUUACGCGAACAAGGUUUUAACUCGCUGGGUGUCAUUCUUCUUUGGCUCGUUCUUCAAAUACAAGAUUUACAACAAAAUACGUGUCAAUUUUUAUUUAACAUCGAACAAAUCAAAGUGAAUUGA